This is a messenger RNA of Aspergillus oryzae RIB40, 543 nucleotides long. RefSeq names its product RHO alpha subunit C-terminal catalytic domain-containing protein. The record is from RefSeq and is a predicted model, not a curated record. Gene Ontology annotation, molecular function: iron ion binding; 2 iron, 2 sulfur cluster binding. Bases 1 to 543 code for a protein of 180 amino acids. The transcript has 2 exons. Lineage: Eukaryota; Fungi; Ascomycota; Eurotiomycetes; Eurotiales; Aspergillaceae.
AUGAGGGAAUAUAUAAGGGUCGACGGAUAUCAAGAAUGCCUUCAUUGCCAAUACACCCAUCCAUCGUUCUCCGUCUACUAUCCGCCGACCUUCUACACCGUUCACAAUCACCAAAACUUUUCGCAACACAUUGCGGACCCUAAUAAGCCAGAUGAUGGGCUGUUCCUCUAUUUCUUCCCCAACUGUACAUUAAAUGUGUAUGGUGGAGGGAUGUCCUCGUUCCGAGUUUGCCCAACAGAAGACCCAAAUAUCACCCGAAUGGAAUUCGACUACUACCACAUGGAAUCCGGUGAGAAGUUCGAAGAAUACUUCAAGUUCGUCCGUCAGGUCGCCAUGGAGGACUACGAGCUCUGCGAGAAAGCCCAGGAUAACCUUGGCAGGGGAGUGUAUAGUGAAGGAAUUUUGAAUCCGGAGAAAGAGAAUGGUGUUUCCUGUGAGUACGACAGAUUUCGAAGUCUCCAUGACCCCACUACUAAUGGCGCUCAGUCUACCAGGACCGAGUAUUUGAGUUGGUGUGCCAGCAACAUGCCGCAGAUCAGUUAG